Acanthosepion pharaonis is the source of this 3825-nucleotide messenger RNA. NCBI's taxonomy places the organism in Eukaryota, Metazoa, Mollusca, Cephalopoda, Sepiida, Sepiidae. The record is from the annotation of a GenBank genome assembly.
AUGAAAGGAUGCCUGAUGAGAAUGGACAACAAAGGUCAAUAUAAUCAAUCAAAUCUAUCUAUCUAUCUAUCUAUCUAUCUAUCUAUCUAUCUCAGUCUGUUCAUAACUAUCUAUCUCAGUCUAUUCAUAUCUAUCUAUCUAUCUAUCUAUCUAUCUAUCUAUCUAUCUCAGUCUGUUCAUAUCUAUCUAUCUAUCUAUCUAUCUAUCUAUCUAUCUAUCUCAGUCUAUUCAUAUCUAUCUAUCUAUCUCAGUCUGUUCAUAACUAUCUCAGUCUAUUCAUAUCUAUCUAUCUAUCUAUCUAUCUAUCUAUCUAUCUAUCACAGUCUGUUCAUAUCUAUCUAUCUCAGUCUAUUCAUAUCUAUCUAUCUAUCUAUCUCUCUAUCUAUCUAUCUAUCUAUCUAUCUCAGUCUAUUUUAUUCAUAUAGAAAAGAAAAUGACUCAACAUCAGUUGUCAGAUCAUGUCAAAUGGAUAAAAAUUCAACUCUCACUUUCUCUAUCAUUCUCAAUCUGUUCAUCUCUCUCUCUCUCUCUCUUUCAUUCCCAUUUUAUUCAUCUCUCCCACUCUCAUCCUCAGUCUUUUUAUCUCUCUCUAUCAUUCUCACUCUGUUCAUCUGUCUCUUCUCAUUCUCAGUCUUUUUAACUCUUUAUCCUUCCCAGUCUGUUCAUCUCUCUCUCUCUCUAUCAUUCACAUACUCUUCAUCUCUCUCUCUCUCAUUCUCAGUCUUUUUAUCUCUCUCUCUCAUUCUUAGUCUGUUCAUCGCUCUAUUCAUUCCCAGUUUGUUCAUGUCUCUCUUUCAUUCUCAGUCUUUUUAUCUCUAUCGUUCCCAGUCUAUUCAUCUGCCUCUCUCUCAUUUCCAGUCUUUUUAUCUCUCUUUCUCUCUCUCUCUCAUUUUCAGUCAGUUCAUCUCUCUCUCUUUCUAUCAUUUUCAGUCAGUUCAUCUCUCACCCUCUAUCAUUCCCAGUCUGUUCAGCUCUCUCUCUUUUAUUCCGAGUCUUUUUAUCUAUCAUUUUCAUUUUUUUUAUCUAUCUCUCUCUCUAUCAUUCCCAGUGUGUUCAUGUCAUUCUCUCAUUUUCGGUCUUUUUAUCUCUCUCUCUCUCUCUCUCUCUCUAUCAUUCUCAGCCUUUUUAUCUCUCUCUCUCUCUCUAUCAUUCCCAGUCUGUUCAUGUCUCUCUCUCAUUCUCAGUCUUUUUAUCUUUCUCUCUCUCAUUCGCAGUCUGUUCAUCUCUCUCUCUAUCAUUCUCAGACUCAUCAUAUCUCUCUCUAUCAUUCUCAGCCUUUUAUCUCUCUCUCUCUAUCAUUCCCAGUCUGUUCAUGUCUCUCUCUCAUUCUCAGUCUUUUUCUAUUACUCUCUCUCUCUAUCAUUCUUAGUUUGUUCAUCUCUGUCUCCGUCUCUAUCAUUCUCCACCUUUUUCUCUCUCUAUCUCUCUCUCUAUCAUUCCCAGACUGUGCAUGUCUCUCUUUCAUUCUCAGUCUGUUCAUCUCUCUCUGUCAUUCUCAGACUCUUCAUGUCUCUCUCUAUCAUUCUUAGUCUUUUUAUCUCUCUCUCUCUCUCUCUCUCUCUCUAUCUCUCUCUCAUUCUCAAUCUGUUCAUCAUUUCUCUCUCUCUCCUUUUUAUCAUUUUCUCUCUCUCUAUCAUUCCCAGUCUGUUCAUGUCUCUCUCUCAUUCCCAGUCUUUUUCUAUUACUCUCUCUCUCUAUCAUUCUCAGUUUGUUAAUCUCUGUCUCCGUCUCUAUCAUUCUCCACCUUUUUAUCUCUAUCACUCUCUCUCUCUCGCUAUCAUUCUCAGUUUGUUAAUCUCUGUCUCCGUCUCUAUCAUUCUCCACCUUUUUAUCUCUAUCACUCUCUCUCUCUCUAUCAUUCCCAGACUGUGCAUGUCUCUCUUUCAUUCUCAGUCUGUUCAUCUCUCUCUCCUUUUUAUCUCUCUUUCUCUCUCUCUAUCAUUCUCAUUGUUAAUUUCUCUCUCUCAUUCUCAGUCUUUUUAUAUCUCUCUCUCUCUCAUUCUCAGUCUAUUCAUCAUUUCUCUCCCUAUCUCUCUAUCAUUCUCAGUCUGGUCAUCAUCUCUCUCUCUCUGUCAUUCUCAGACUCUUCAUAUUUCUAUCAUUCUCAGCCUUUUUAUCACUUUCUCUCUCUAUCAUUCCCAGUCUGUUCAUUUCUCUCUCUCAUUCCCAGUCUUUUUAUCUAUCUCUCUCUAUCAUUCUGAAACGCUUCAUCUCUCUAUCAUUCUCAGUCUUUUUAUCUCAAUUUCUCUCUCUCUCUAUCAUUCUCAGUUUUUCCCCUCUCUCUCUCUCUCUCUCAUUCUCAGUAUUUUAUCUCCUUCUCUCUCAUUUUCAGACUGUUCAUCUCUCUUUCUCACUCAUUUAUUCUUUUACUCUCUCUCUCUCUCUCUUUCUAUCUCUCUCAGUCUCUUCAUCUCAAAUUUACCAAUAUCUAUCCUCUUUAUACUUCUCUCUUUCUUCUUUCUUACACCCCCUCUCUCAUUCUCUCUCUGUAUGUUCAUCUCUUUCUCUCACUUCCCCCUCUCUCUCUUUCUUUCUGUUUCUGUCUAUUUCUCUCUCUCUCUCUCUCUUUCUAUCACUCUCCUGCACUCUCACUCUCUCUCUCUGUUCAAAUCUCUAGCUGUUCUUUCUUUCAUUCUCUUCAUAUUUAUCUCUUUCUCUCUCUCUCUCUACACAUUUCUCUCUCUUUGUUCUCCCUCUCUCUUCUUUCUCACUCUCUCUCUCUCUUUUUCUGUUCACAUUUCUCUCUCUUCUUUCUCACUCUCUCUUUCUCUCUCUCUUUCUCUCUCUCUCUCUGUACACAGCUCUCUUUCUCUCUCUCUCUCUGUACACAUCUCUCUUUCUCUCUCUCUCUCUCUGUACACAUCUCUCUUUCUCUCUCUCUCUGUACACAGCUCUCUUUCUCUCUCUCUCUCUGUACACAUCUCUCUUUCUCUCUCUCUCUCUCUGUACACAUUUCUCUUUCUCUCUCUCUCUCUGUACACAUCUCUCUUUCUCUCUCUCUCUGUACACAGCUCUCUUUCUCUCUCUCUCUGUACACAUCUCUCUUUCUCUCUCUCUCUGUACACAGCUCUCUUUCUCUCUCUCUCUCUCUGUACACAUCUCUUUUCUCUCUCUCUCUGUACACAGCUCUCUUUCUCUCUCUCUGUACACAGCUCUCUUUCUCUCUCUCUCUCUCUGUACAUUUCUCUUUCUCUCUCUCUCUCUGUACAUUUCUCUUUCUCUCUCUCUCUCUCUGUACACAUCUCUCUUUCUCUCUCUCUCUCUCUGUACACAGCUCUUUCUCUCUCUCUCUCUGUACACAUCUCUCUUUCUCUCUCUCUCUCUGUACAUCUCUCUUUCUCUCUCUCUCUCUCUUACACAGCUCUCUUUCUCUCUCUCUCUCUGUACACAUCUCUCUUUCUCUCUCUCUCUCUGUACACAGCUCUCUUUCUCUCUCUCUCUCUGUACACAGCUCUCUUUCUCUCUCUCUCUGUACACAUCUCUCUCUCUCUCUCUCUCUGUACACAGCUCUCUUUCUCUCUCUCUCUGUACACAUCUCUUUCUCUCUCUCUCUCUGUACACAGCUCUCUUUCUCUCUCUCUCUCUGUACACAUCUCUCUUUCUCUCUCUCUCUGUACACAUCUCUCUUUCUCUCUCUCUCUGUACACAUCUCUCUUUCUCUCUCACUCUCUGUCGAAAUAUUUUCGGGGUAAGAAAAUCUUUGGCGACUGGGACCUUCGAGUGGAACAGGUUGAAUUUCAUGAAAUCAAUUUAGCAGCUUAUACUGACCAAGGGACGAUGGUGGACAUCCAAGUGAUGAGAAAUGGAACUAGAGUAGUUCGGUAA